CACACUGCAACACACCUGGAUUGGAGGCAUUGCACACUUACAGGCUACCAUCCUGAUGGCUCCCAGGCAAACUCUAAUCCUUGGCUUCUUCCUCCUGGUGUUGCUGGCUCCCUUCACCUGGAGCUACGAAGGGCUGGGCCCAGGUUGCCACCUCUACCCAUUCAACGUGACAAUCCGCAGCGACCGCAGAGGGACAUGUCGGGGGACCCACACAGUGUAUGCUUGUGUGGGCUACUGUGAGUCCAGUGCCUUCCCCUCCCGAUACUCUGUGCUGGUGGCCUCCAACUUCACCCAUAACAUCACCUCUGCAUCCCGCUGCUGCACCAUCAGCAAAGACACCAAGGUGAAGGUGCAUCUUGACUGUCCACACAGCCAUCACCACAAUGACAUUGAGAUCUUGACUGCACGUGCCUGCCGCUGCGACAUGUGUCGUAAAUCACGCUACUGAAGCAUCCUGGCCACACACCACAUAAAAUGCCUUCACACAUGAGGGUAAUGCCAAGCCACUGACACACCUGUCUGUUUCAGCUUCCUAAAGUCUAUAUGUCUAUCAGUGUGUGUAUAAUGUGUGUGUGUGUGUGAGUGUACAC
Messenger RNA from Megalops cyprinoides (Indo-Pacific tarpon), 590 nucleotides. RefSeq names its product glycoprotein hormone subunit alpha 2 (gene gpha2). NCBI's taxonomy places the organism in Eukaryota, Metazoa, Chordata, Actinopteri, Elopiformes, Megalopidae. Gene Ontology annotation, biological process: cell surface receptor signaling pathway. The transcript is spliced from 4 exons. The record is from RefSeq and is a predicted model, not a curated record. Gene Ontology annotation, cellular component: extracellular region. Bases 56 to 448 code for a protein of 130 amino acids. Gene Ontology annotation, molecular function: hormone receptor binding; hormone activity.